This is a messenger RNA of Drosophila obscura, 11211 nucleotides long. Its product is annotated as cubilin homolog. The record is from RefSeq and is a predicted model, not a curated record. The transcript is spliced from 17 exons. NCBI's taxonomy places the organism in Eukaryota, Metazoa, Arthropoda, Insecta, Diptera, Drosophilidae. The coding region runs from base 131 to 11074 and encodes 3647 amino acids. Gene Ontology annotation, molecular function: calcium ion binding.
CUAGCACCAGUAUCCCGUGCAUUUCGUUCCGCGUAUAGUUGAAAUUGUUUCCCGUGUUCUACGUGUAUUCUAUCCACCAAUCAAUCAGUGCAUAUAUCCUCCUAUCCAGCAUCUGUGAAAAUGAGUGAAAAUGCGUUCUAAUACGCUGAAUAUAUUGUGUUUGCUGGUGUUGUGCGUUUUUUUCCUGGAGCUGGAAGCAUCUUCAGAUGAACGGGAAGAACGGGCAGUGAUCACAAGGCAGGAGAACGGCAACCUGCUCCUGAAGGCAGCCCCAGAUCAGAAUGUGACUUUUCGACUUAUGGGCGAGGCUGCCACGGUGAUGGUCAACGAUGUGGAUGUGCUUCCGCUUCUCCAGCGACGCCUACAGGUGGUCACUGCUCGACAGGUUGCGGCCCGACGUGAGCCAUUGUCGGUGGACGUGCAGAAGGACCAGUUCCGUGUGGUACAGCGCAGUCUCACUCGAUUGGAAAAGCGCUUCUUCAACAUGCGUAACAACACGCGGCGUAGCGGGCUUAACCAGCGGGUCCUGCGCCGGCAACUACAGCGGAUAGAGCGUGUCUCGACUACGCUGGCGAGAAUACAAGUCUUUCUGGCCAAGGACGAGUGCCAGUCGAGCCCAUGUCAGAACGGAGGUACCUGCUACGACGAAUACAAGGCCUUCCAAUGUGAUUGUGCUGCUGGCUGGCAAGGCCCCACCUGCGAGGAUGAUGUUAACGAAUGCUUCGAUUUGGCUGGAACCGAUCUGGCUGCCUGCGUGAACAAUGGCCGAUGCAUAAACACGCCUGGAAGUUUUCGUUGCGUUUGCCGCAAUGGAUACUCUGGCACCCAUUGCCGACUGCGCCAGAAUAAAUGCCUUGCCGGCGAUUCGAGCGAAAUGUGCGGAGAACAUGGCACGUGCGUUCACUCGGUCAGCUCCCCCGCCGGCUACGUGUGUGUCUGUGAUCAGGGCUGGACCUGGGCCGACACUAAUGUCACGACAGCUAGCGCUAGCCCCUGCACCCGUGACGUGGAUGAGUGCGCGCCCAGCGUGAAUCCCUGCCACAACGAGUGCAUCAAUCUGCCAGGCAGCUAUCGAUGUGGCUCCUGUCCGCCGGGCUACACCGGAGACGGCCGGUUCUGCCGCGACAUAGACGAGUGCACCGUGACAAACGGCGGCUGCAGCCUGCAACCGCAUGUAACCUGCAUCAAUACCGAGGGCUCCCAUUUGUGUGGCCGUUGUCCAGUGGGCUGGACAGGCGACGGAAGCAGCUGCAUGGCUACCGAGUCGAACUCAUGUGAUGGCGAACGAAUUUGUCAUGCAGAGGCGAAAUGCGAGUACAUCUCUGGCACGGUCGUCUGUACCUGUCCACUGGGCAGCUACGGUCACGGCUACGGCGCGGACGGAUGCACAAAAGACUCCACCCGCGACACAUGCUACCAGCAUCUGUGCCAGAACAACGCCACCUGCGUCCACAUUGGACGCGGCAGCACAUGCAUUUGCCAGCCGGGAUACAAAGGAGUCUUGUGCAACGAAACGGAUUCGGACGCCUGCCACCCCAGUCCUUGUCUGAACGGCGGCACCUGUCGUCUUCUGCCGGGCGAGCAGUACCAAUGCAACUGUCCCGCCGGCUACACUGGCACGCGUUGCUCCAACCAGCGCUUUUACUGCGGAUCCACUCUGCGAGGACCCACGGGCCAGCUCCAUUUUCCACCCAACAGCGCUGACGGUGACUACCAGCCCGACGAGCGGUGUCCCUUCAUCAUACGCACGCCUCCAGGUCAUGUGCUCAACAUAACCUUCACACAAUUCGAUCUGCAGGAAAGCACCGACUGUUCCGCCGACUUCCUACAGUUGCACGACGGUCCAUCGUUGGCGUACAAGCUCAUCGGCAGAUUCUGCGGCAGUCAGCUGGGCAACAAAAGCAUUGUCUCCACCCAGGAGCAGGUGUUCUUUUGGUUCCGCUCCGACAAUGCUACGCAAGGGAGCGGCUUUCACCUCGUCUGGAGCUCCCUACCCUUCUCCUGUGGCGACACGUUGGCCAAGCUGACAUUAGGCCAGACUGGCAUACUGCGCUCCCCCGGCUAUCCUGGCAAGGCGCGAGCCGGCCUAGACUGUCGCUGGCAGCUGACAGCCCCCUACGGCACUCGUCUGCUGUUGCGGUUCUACGACAUAACGCUGGGCAUUGGCGGAGCAUCUGCUGACCCUUACUGUAGCCAGGGACUGAACGGCAGCUACCUGACCGUGUACGACUCUGAUCGGGAAAUGCUGAAGAGCUGCGCGUCGUCACAGCCGGCACCGCUUUACAGCUCAUCCAACAGCCUGCAGAUCGACCUCCACACGGCUGCGCUGCGCGCCGACAGCUCAUUCCAGCUGCACUACGAGGUGGUGCCCGGCCAGCCGGGCUGCGGUGGCCACUACAUGGAGUCGCACGGCCGUAUCAGUGGCCACAUUGAUGCAGAGGUUUGCCUAUAUCUAAUCGAGCAGCCAAGUGGUACACAAAUCAAGCUGGAAUUCGAACACGUUAACCUGCUGCUCUCCGGGGAUUGUCGAUUGCAGAAGAUCGAGAUCUUCAACGGACGUACCGAUGAGUCGCCCCUGAUGCGACGUCUCUGCGGACAGCCCGAGGCCAGCGAACUUGAGCCGCUGAUCUCCAGCGGCAACGUAGUGCUCGUGCGCUACGAAUAUGCCCUGAAUGGGCUGAAGCUGGAAAAGAGCUUCGAGCUGAGCUACAGCAGAGUGUGCAGUGGAAAUUUCGGAGGCAUUUUGGGCACCAUCAGAACGCCCAACUAUCCGCACUCCUAUCUGGAUGAUAUGACCUGCACAUACAAGAUAGUUGGGCCAUUGAACACGCUCGUGAAGCUUAUCAUCAAAGACCUAUCGCUAGGCGCCGACUCGAAUGCCACUGAUGAUGGAAAUCAAACCAAUUAUUUAGACGUUUAUCUGUCGAGAGAUGAGAAGCGCCGCAUACACAAGACGGUUGGAGAUCUCGUGCUGAUGGCACAUACCAACCAGGCGACAAUGGUAUUCCAUGGAUCCAGCAGUGGCCGUGGCUUGGUUGUUGACUACAGCUUUUCAUAUACGGGCUGCGGAGGUUAUUGGACUCAAACAGACAGGAAGCGUGUAUUGGCACAUAUCACAGAGCCCUUCUGUCAGUGGAUAUUCGAUGAGCCGGGCCGGAAAUUAAUCAGCGUAUUCCAGAUUCUCGAGAACGAGAACGGGCAAUUUUCCGUGUAUGAUAAUAGCACCAAUCCUGGAUUGCUUCUAAACAGCUAUGAAUCGAAUUUUGAGGAAACCUUUGAUGCUGAUCCCUUGACCUUGGUCUUUAGAAAAGAACGGCCCAUGACAUUAGUGAUGAUCACUUACAAACAUGUGGAAAGUGAUUGCAAAGUGCGUUCCACUCAACGCUACGGCGUAAUCAAGUCACCGAACUGGCCGCGACCAUAUGGCGCAUCGCAGAACUGUGAAUGGAUCAUUCGAGCACCGCUCGGCCAGCGCCUUGAGCUGGUUGUCUCGAACUUCAGUCUGGAGGUUAUGGGCCGUGAGUGCCACAGCGACUAUUUGGAGAUCAGGAAUGGCGACUCGGCCCAGUCUCCACUGAUUGGCAGAUACUGUGGCACACAGAUACCCCCCCGAUUGCCCUCGUUUGGCAACGCGCUGUUCGUUAGCUUCAGCUCUGACAGCAGCGUGGAGGAGAGUGGAUUCCUACUCAACUGGCAGCAGGUUGGCGAAGGAUGUGGCGGCAAGCUCAACUCUCCGAAGGGAUCCAUACACUCGCCGCACUCAAUGGCAGGAAACCUUGGCGCCUUGGCCUGUGACUGGCAGAUUGUUGUGGCCGAGGGCUCGCAGGUAACACUGCAGAUCGAGAGCCGCGAAGAUAACCUAUGCAGCGGACAUCUAACCAUUUUUGAUGGACCCACCACGAGCAGUCGUGCACUGCCACUGCGCUGCAAUGAGACAAGCAGUUUUGUGCUCAACUCCAGCACUAAUCGCGUGCUCGUGCGCUACGAUGUGGGUGACGAGUCGCCCGACGGCACCAGCUUUGUGCUGAACUAUGCAACGGACUGCAGGGUGCGCCUGGAGAACCUCCAGGGGGCCAUUGAGUCGCCCAACUUCCCGGAUAACUAUCCGCCCUUCAUGUCCUGUGAGUGGGAUAUACGCGCCGACGGUAGGCGGAAUCACAUCCAUCUGGUCUUUUCGCAUCUCUCGGUGGAGCAGUACGAGCCUGGUAGCUGUGACUUUGACUAUGUGAUGCUCAGUGACAUGAAGGACGACCAGCUGCUGGAGGAACGGCGACUAUGCAGCAACGAGGGCGUGGCUCCCAUCACCAGUAAGGGCAAUCGUCUGCUGCUCAAAUUCAGCAGCGACAGCGAGAUGCAGGCACGGGGCUUUCGCGCCGAGUACAAGCGCAUUGGCUGCGGUGAACAUCUCCAGGAAUUGGGUGGUACCUUUGGCUCGCCCAAUGCCCCAUUCAGCGUCGAUCUGUCCUGCGAUUGGGUCAUCAGUGCGCCGGAGGGCAAGCAAAUACGAUUGCUGCUGCAGGAGCUGUAUAUCGAUCCGCCCCAGCGAGAGUGCCUCCAGGAUUUGAUAACAGUCUCUACGCCGGAUGGCCGCGUGCUCUACCGCAGCUGUCAGUCGGAGACCUCCACGCAGACAUUCACCUCGCCGGGCAACGUACUGCACGUGCGCUUCCAGAGCAGCGCAUCGGUGGCAAGGAAAUAUUUCAAGGCCACGUACGCCCAAGUACCAGCCAGUUGCGGCGGCUCUGUGCGUGCCAGCAGUGGGGUCAUUGCCUCGCCAGGCUUCUAUGAUGCCAACACAAUCGAGGAGGGUCUCGCUCCCCUCAACUACUCCUCGGAGGUGGAUUGCCUUUGGAUAGUGGAGGUACCGGAAAGCUAUGGCAUCCGGUUGCGAUUCGAGCAGUUCAACCUCACCAGUUCUGCCAAUUGCUCGGACUCCUUUGUGGAACUGACCAAGGUGGAUGCGGACAAUGCGGAGAUUUUCCUGGAGCGGGCCUGUGGCGAGCAGCAGCCACUGAUACGCCUGGUCCACGGCCAGCGAGUGCGAGUGCAGUUCAGGGCGCAGCCGGGAAGCUGGGGCAGAUUUGCCCUUCACUUUGAGCGCCAAUGCGGCGGCACGCUGUCGGCCGGCGUGGGCUAUCUGAGGUCGCGACUGGACGAGGACUGCAACUGGCUGGUGGUGGCGCCGGAGGGCACCAAGCUGAGCCUGAGCAUCAACCAGCUGGAGUGUCCCGGUUGCCCCAAAACUGCAGCGAAGAACUGCACGACCAGGGAGGGACUGCAGCUGCUCAACGACGAUGACCAGGUGGUGCUCUACAGCCUGUGCAACGAGCAUCCGGCCAAUCUGGUGGUGCCUGCCAGCAAUGUCCGUGUCCUGGCCAAUGGGAUCGCUCUGGUGGCGCAGUUCAGCAGCCUGGAGAACACUUGCGGCGGCAAUAUCAGCUCCGUCCGCGGCAGCCUGAGCUCUCCCAACUAUCCGGACAGCUAUCCGGCGAACGUUGAGUGCCUGUGGCGCAUCGGCGUUAAUGCCGGAAACUCCCUGGCGGUCACAUUCGAUUCACUGAACAUUGUGCCCUCCGAGCACUGCAACGAGGACUUUCUCGAGCUGCGUGCAGGCGUCGACGAACGUCUGCUGGGGCUCUACUGCGACCGCAAGAUGCCCGAACAGCCGCUGGUUAUACAAUCGCAGCUGUGGAUCAAAUUCCGCAGCGUGCCCGGCAACAGCGCCGACGGUUUCAAGCUGCACUGGAGCUACGUGCACGACAAUGAAAUCAAGUGGGAGACCAAUGGUACGAUCGAGUCGCCGCCCAUCCUCGCAGUGCGCGCUGACGAGCAGCCCUUCAGUUGGCGCAUUUUUGUGAGGCGCAAUGUGGUUGUGGCCCUGAACUUUGAGGAGUACAUAGGUGGCCUACAGCUGUUCGAUGGCUUCGAUGACUCGGCGUUGGAGGUGAGCAUUGAAGCCUCGCCCUGGCAGUUCAUCUCCAGCAGCAAUGUUCUCUAUUUGAGGACACUCAACACAGACUUUAAUGCAUUCCGAUUGAAGUGGCGUGUGCUCAGCAGUGACCUGGUUAAGGGCAACAGAACCGUGCAGAACGACGAGUGCAACAAGGAGUUUACGGUGUCCGCCAGUGCGCGUUUGAUGGUGAAAUCCCCUGGUUACCCGAACGGCUAUGCGCCCAACCUGAACUGCCAGUGGACUGUCAGGGCCGAGGAUCCCACCCAGCAUACCUACGCGGACCUCUAUGAGGUCGAUCUGGAGGUGUACACCGAUUGCUUGGUCGACUACCUGAACAUCCAGAGCUCCAGCGAUCUGAGCCACUGGACCAAUGAGCUGCGCAUCUGCAAUGGCAGCAAGGGCGGGCCACUCAUCCAGCGAUUGCAUGGCACUCCGCAUCUGAGGCUGCAGUUCAAGAGCGAUGCAUCCAUCAAUGGACGCGGCUUCAGGGCCAUUGUGCGUGCGACAUGUGGCUCGAAUAUGACGGCUCCCGUGGCUACCAUUUUGGACGCACAAAUACGAGCCGGGCUGGCCAUGGGCAGGAAUUGCGAGUGGCACAUCGAAGUGCGACCGGGCCGAAAAAUAGAGAUUAGCAUAGCCUAUGCCGCCCGCACAGCCGUCAACGUUACGUGCCCCGUCUACGGACUCAUCUACGAUGGCCUGGACGACAGGUCGCCCUUCUUUCAGGACGGCAAGUUCUGCAACCAGAUGAGCUUGGACAAAGGCUCGUAUCGCACCAGCGGCUCCCAUGCGUACAUCAAAUACGUGGUGCCGCCGCGAUCAAUCAAUCCGGAGCACAACUACUGGAACCUCACGUACCGUGAGUACAGCGAAUGCGACGGCGAGAUCCAGCUGACACGACUGGCCAGCACGUACAGCAUUACGACGCCGGGCUAUCCCUAUCUGCCGCAUCCCCAUGCGGAGUGCACUUGGCUGGUGCUGGCGCCGCCCGGCGAGGUCAUUGCGGCCACCUUCGACGACCGUUUAUUCGAUCUGAGUCUGCGCCAAUGCGAGAAGGAGACCGUGGAGCUCUUCGAUGGCUCCACCACACUGGCGCGCAGACUCCUACACACCUGCCGACGGCCCCCAACGACGUUGCGCAGCUCAGGCAAUGUUCUCAUGGUGCACUAUCAGACGCAACUAGACGAGCCGCACGCCGGCUUUCGGCUGAACGUAUCGCUGAGUGCCUGUGGCGGUCUGUCCACUGCCGCCAUGGGAUUCAUCAGCUCCGUGAAUUAUCCGGCCCUGGGCGGCUACCCGAAACCGGCUGUCUGCGAGUACAGCAUCAAGCUGCCGCGUGGUUCGUACAUCCGGCUCAACAUCAGCGAUCUGCAUCUGCCGUACAGCCCGGAGAAGGGGCAGAACAACAGCGAUCGACUCGAAUUCGUGGACCUAGCCGAUGUGUCUGGUCAGCAGACCCCUCUACUGGUACUGGACGGCGGAUCCCACCCACCGGACGUGACCCUCAACAUCAACGAGUUGGGAAUCCGCUUCAUAGCGGUCAGCAAUGUGAACAGCUAUCGCGGCUUCAAGAUUCGCUACGACCGGAUAACCGGCACAUGCUCCCGCGAGAUGAAUGCCGCCUCUGGCACUCUUGAGAUUCCAGCCAAUGCGCCGUCCGCUCAGUCCUCCUGGCUGAGAGUCUGCCGCUGGAAAAUCACUGUGCCCAAAGGCCAGACCGUACGUCUCGAGUUCCUCAAUCUAGCCGAUAUACGUGUGGUCAUUCGUAAUGAAACUAGGGGCUGGAGGAGGAGUGAGAUUCAACCGCAGUUUGCAUUCUACAACGAUUUCAAUCAGCUCACAAAGAUCACCGAUUUCCGGAUUGAUGCAUACAAUGGCAGCGGCAUCAUCGAGUCCAGCGACAACAUAAUGCUGGUCAGCAUCAUCACUACCCAACUGGAUCUGACCACCAUACCGCUGCGUGCCCGCUACAGCUCCAGCCAACCGUCACAGUGCCCGCCAGACAUUGGAGACCAGUCAGCCGGUGCUCUCUCCAUCCAAAGUCUCAGCCAGCUGCCUGUCUACUACUGCACCAUCAACUAUGCGGGCCUCAGCGGAUCCACACUCACCUUCAGAGUGGUGGAGUAUGUGUACUGGAGCCGUGCCGGUCCCUCGGUAGUGUUCAGAGACGAAGGCUUCCGCUUUGUCAAUUACAUGUCCACGAAUGUCACCAAUACCUACGUCUCAAUGCCAUCCACGCCCGGACGAAUCUCCCUGAGCCAGAGCAAAAAUGUCAAACUGAGGCGCUUUCGGGCCACCUAUCGCCGCCACAACUGUGGCGGUCAACUGCAGGUAGACGAAGGCCUCACCAUAGAGUCACCGCAGCUAAUGGCAACCAUCGGCGAGGAGUAUGGGGCGCUGGAGUGCGUGUGGACGCUGGAGGGCAGCAGUGGCUAUGCGCUCGAGGGAAACGUGAGCCUCAGCGAUAGCUGCGACCGCGAGUACAUUGUGAUCUUUGCGGGUCGCGCACUGUUGGGGCGCCUCUGCCGCGGCAUGACGAUGAACAGCACGCGGCUGGGUAAGGUCCAGUCCAAGGUGGUUUACCAUACAGAACAGCACCGACCUGGUCGCAGUUGGUUCCGGCUGGAGACCAAGCGACGAGCAAACCCUUUGCCAGGGAGUGUGAUACGCGUCGACCAGAGGACCACGGCGCCCAUAACGAUCAAUGGGACGGACUACAAGAACAACAUGGAGCUCAUAUGGGAGUUUAGCACCAAUACGGAACUGUCCCUCUUGCUGAAGUUCCAAGGGCGGUUCUUCAUUGAAACGUCCCCGAACUGCACCAAUGAUCGGCUGAGUGUGCAGCAGAGCAAUGACAGCCAGGAGCCGGCGGCAGUUUGGACCGAGGUGGCCAACCUAUGCGGCCGACAGCUGCCUACACCACUGAAAGUUGAGGCGUUCCGCAUGCGAGUGGUAUUUCGCACCAAUGGCAACGUCACCGGCGACGGCUUCAGCUUUACAGUCUCCCCCAGUUGCGACGUCACAGUGCGUGCCUCCGCGGAGCUGCAGACCCGUCGCAAUCCCAGCUGGCAGGCAUCGUUCAGUUUGCUGCUCAACUGCAGCUACGUGAUCCUAACGGACAGCCAGGAGCAGUUGGUGGCCAGCGUGACAAGUGUGGGGCGCCGCCCUUGGACUGCAUACGCCUGCAACAGGUCCUUCUUUAAGGUCUACAGCCCAGGCUCGAGCUACAGCUCCAGCUCUGGGGAAGAGGAGCAGUCCGGGGAGAAGUUCUGCCCGGACUUCGAGGUAAAUGGCUACAAGGAGCUCCGUCUGCAGUACAUUUCGCCCACAUUGCGACAGUUUAAGCUGGAGUACCAGCUGCUGGGCUGCGGCGGAAACUACAGCGCACCCUUCUCUCUGCGUCCGCCGCAGCUCGAUGGGGAUGUGCGGUCGUAUGCCCACAAUAGGCACUGCGAAUGGCGUGUGACGGCGCCACCCCAGCACGCCAUCGUUCUGGUGUUCAAGUACUUUGAUCUGGAGGAGAGCCGGAACUGUCGAUACGAUUACCUGGCGGUCUACAAGGGCGGCAGCAUGGUGCCGAACAUUGAACAGCGCGUGGCCCGUCUGUGCGGUAACUUGACCACGCAGCCACCUACCAUUAUGGUGGACAGCAACGAGGCGCUAAUUGUCUCCCACUCGGAUGGAUCGAACAGUUUUCGGGGCUUCCUGGCCGCUGUGCGAUUCACCCCCAACUGUAACGAGCGCAUUGCUCUGGACGCUGAUCUGCCCCGGAUGAGCCUCAUGCGUAACUACAAGGUGACUGCCUCCGAGCAGCUGCUGUGCAUGUUCAAGGCCAGCGCCCCGCCUGGACAUCGGCUGUCCGUGCAGCUGAGACAGUUCCAGCCGUCUGGUUCCUAUCUGGGCUCCUACCUGGAGAUUAUUGACAGCGCCGCCGCUCAGAGCCAAAGCCUCGGCAAGUACUAUGACCUGGCCGGCAAUCGUACAAAGCUCUUCAGCUCCUAUUCAGACCUGGCGAUCAAGCUGAGCGGCACCUCCAACGAGGCGCAAAACGUGAGCUUCGAAUUGAUUCUGCAAAUGGAACGUACAAUCUGUGGAGAGACCGAAUAUCAACUGCGUUCAAACGAGAGCAUCAAACUGGCCAUCCCAGGGGACAACAGCACGAGGAAAAGCGUUGAGGGAAGCGUUCACUGCACUUGGACGAUUCAAUCAGCGGUGCAGACGGAAGUCGAGAUACGGUGGCUCAAUUUAAGGGAAGUGUCCCAGCUGACGGGUAAAUGCGUGGACUACCUGCUUAUAUCCGAAACGUGGACGCCGCACUAUUUAUGCGGCCAGUUGAACAAUACCUUCAAGAGAUUGUCGUCGCCUGAUAACUCGAAUUUCCAACUAACAUUCCAUAGCGAAGAGCUGACAGACUCCACUGGGUUUGAAGUGAUAGUCAGGCAGAAUAAACCUUGUGGUCGCAACUAUACGCAGCUGAGCGAAUCCAUCCAAGACUACGGUUUGGCCAACUGCAGCGUGGACAUUCGAGUGCCCGAUGGCUACAGUGUGACUCUGAACCUGCUGUUUCUGUUAUUCGAUAUGGAGUCUAGCCUAAAGUAUCUGAACAUAAGCGACCUGAACACCAAUAGGCCAGUCCUCCACGCGACCAGAUUCUUGUCGAGCCCCACAUUGAGAUUCACGACGUCCAAUCAGCUUCGCAUUGCGAGCGCGGGCGUUGCUUCUCUGCGAUUGUUCUACUACUCCACCAGUAACGAAUUUCCCAACGGCUGUGGUGGCGACAUCUCUUUGGGCGAUGACUUUGGCAACUUGGCCAAUCCCCCCUACGACAAUCGGAAUCACUCGCUGUGCACUUGGCGUAUAUCAGUGCCAGCAGGCAGCAUCCUGAGGAUCAGUUUCACGGACUUCAACAUGGGCACGGAGACCAAUUGUAAUCUGGAUAAUAUUAAAUUCUACAAGGUUUUGCCGGAUGCAAGCGAGGGACUAGUGCAAACACUCUGUGGAUCUACCAUGCCCGACGACUUUGACGUGAAUAGCAAUCGUGCAGUUGUCGUUGCAAAGAAGUCACCCAAUUUUGAUGGACUUGGAUUCCAGUUCUCAUUUACCCGUAAAAAUGGCAGCUAGACAAAGCAACUAAUCGAUGAGACAUUUUAGAAUUUAUAAAUAUGUACAAUAAUAUAUUACGUCUUAAGUCUCUUCAGUAUUUCUUAAAAAAAAACAAAUCCUUAAUGUCUAAUCUGUCUAUUAAUCAUAGUUUCUAU